UGUUGUUGUUGGUUUCUUAGGUUCUAAGCUUUGGAAGCAGUCUAUUAAGACUGGCUUUUCUACCAUAAAGCUAAGCCAUCUGCCACACAUCCACAAACCCUACUCUUCAUACUCAUGGAUGGUAUGAACCAUUUUCCUACGGAUGAAUGGAUACAACAGUAUCCCAACACAGCCAUGGCUGGGGCAGGUGGUGAACCAUAUGAUGCUACUUCCACAGCGAUCUACAGAGAUUCUAGCCAAGGAACGACUGCCCAGGCUGGUGAAGCUGGUCCUAAACCCAUACGAAGGCGGUCGAGGGCAUCCCGGAGAACACCGGUCACCGUCCUGAAUGCUAGUCCAACUGAAUUUAGGGCGUUGGUUCAACGCUUCACCGGCUGUGAUAGCAAAGAAAACGCGGCUUCGGCUUCGAUGGUCAAUUUACCAAAAGGUCCUGUCAACAUAGACUUUGCAAGGAAUGAUGCAACUGAAAGUUCAUCAAGGUAUGCAUACUUUGAUAAUCAGGCCAGGUCAUCUCUACAAGCUGAGCAAGUGCAACAAGUAGGUGGCUGGAAUCAUUUGCAGGCUGGCUAUGGAAUACAGAAUGCUCCUGGUAUGCAUGAAUCCAUUGAUGAAUCUUCAUUAAUGGCACCUCAAAGAGAUGGUGGCAACCAUGGGUAUAAUGUUUGAAGGUGUUUUGGACUUUUCAUUUAUAUAUAGUUUUAUUAAAUUUUACUUAUUACAUCCUUAUGCAGCUAGUGCAGUUUGGUUCAGAUAAACAAUAAAAUGCCAGUCGUUUUACCUAACUUUCAUGUUUCAUGAUCAGGAUUUCAUUUAGAAUUGCAGCUUUAGCUUUUCCAUGUAAAUAGAGUUUGUUUUGGAAUAUUAUGGAUUUCACACCAUAAAUCAUUGAAGUU
This is a messenger RNA of Helianthus annuus (common sunflower), 893 nucleotides long. RefSeq names its product VQ motif-containing protein 22-like. The transcript has a single exon. NCBI's taxonomy places the organism in Eukaryota, Viridiplantae, Streptophyta, Magnoliopsida, Asterales, Asteraceae. Bases 115 to 666 code for a protein of 183 amino acids. The record is from RefSeq and is a predicted model, not a curated record.